Molecule: messenger RNA, 978 nt
Organism: Exophiala aquamarina CBS 119918
Lineage: Eukaryota; Fungi; Ascomycota; Eurotiomycetes; Chaetothyriales; Herpotrichiellaceae
Exons: 2
Coding region: 1-978 (325 amino acids)
Biological process (GO): positive regulation of DNA-templated transcription
Cellular component (GO): nucleus
Molecular function (GO): transcription coactivator activity; chromatin DNA binding
Source: RefSeq, a predicted model, not a curated record
AUGCCUCCCUCGGUCAGAGCGACUUAUCGAAGACAGAACGAAGCAGCCUACUCCUCCUCCAUUGCAUGCCUAAUCAACCUAUCUAGAUAUCUUGGAGAGCAUCGGCAGCCUCGAGAACUGAAUCAGUCCGCAUUUUCAGGCAAUGUCCAUCAAGUACGUUCAGUCCCCGUUCGUGUCUACCGAGGGACCAAUAGGAUAUUGGCUGAUCGUGAAUUCCUCAGCUGGGUUAUGCUCGAUGGUUCCCAGGGAUUUGUGCGCCUGCCUGGUGAGCGAAUCAUUCACAAGUCUUCACCGAGAAUAGCCCUUGCUCUCACCACUCCGACCACAUAUCCGGGAAAUAGCCCUGUGGCUAUUCAUUGCAGCUCAGGCGUAACAUACCUGACCAAUCAGAGGGUUGUCUAUCUGCCGGAUAAAGCUACCCCGGAGCUCCAAUCAUUCUCAGUGCCACUUCUCAAUAUCCACGAUACUCACCUUGUCGUUCCCUGGUUCGGGCCGAAUGCCUGGCAAUCGGUAGUGCAACCUGUACCAGGAGGCAACCUCCCCGCCUCUCAAGCAGCCAUCGAGCUCAAGUUGACCUUUAAAGAAGGUGGUGCUCCUGAUUUCCACUCCAAUUUUGAGCGAAUCAAAGAGCGACUGCAACAGGUCGUUGCAGCUGCUCGGACUGAAAACCAGACCAGACGACGGCAGGACAGCUUUCUUGGGGAUGUGAACCUGGACAAUGUUCAUCUGGAUCAGCUACCAUCAUACCAAGAAUCUGGACAGGACAGAAUUGCACCAAUCAAUACAGCCACAGACGCGGAUAACGUUGCUGAAUCACCUGGUUCCGUAAGUCCCGUGUUCGUGCCUGGAGCGAGGAGAGCAGGAUCCCCGGAGCCUGAUGCACAACCUCCAUCGGAUGCACCCCCAGGAUAUGAGGAAACGCAGCAGCAGAGCAUCCAGGCAGAGUUGGACCGAAGAUUCUCGCAAUCCCAGGCAUAA